This is a messenger RNA of Aspergillus mulundensis, 537 nucleotides long. RefSeq names its product C2H2-type zinc finger protein. The coding region runs from base 1 to 537 and encodes 178 amino acids. Gene Ontology annotation, biological process: regulation of transcription by RNA polymerase II. The transcript is spliced from 2 exons. Lineage: Eukaryota; Fungi; Ascomycota; Eurotiomycetes; Eurotiales; Aspergillaceae. Gene Ontology annotation, cellular component: nucleus. The record is from RefSeq and is a predicted model, not a curated record.
AUGUACUUCAUGCACGGCGGCCAUGGACACGGCACCAGCGCUGGCACCAGCACAGGUCCAGGCAGCGUUGCCGACUUUCCGCUCAACCAGCAAACAUUUGACUUCGAGCCCUCGUCGGUAGACAGCCAUGGUCCCUACUACGGAUUCAACCCGACAUUCGUCUACACUCCAGAGACGCUUCCUAUAAUGGAUGCGCCGACCUCAUACCCGUCUAGCUCAACUCCGUCCUGGUCGCCGACCUCGAUGCCUGUUGAGCAGUCCAUGUUUCCUCUGGAUGGCCUUAGCCAAGAGCCGGCCAAGCCAGCCAAACCAUACAGCUGCGAAGACUGCGGCAAGGCUUUCACCCGCCCAGCGGAUCUAAAGCGCCACCAAAGCACAGUACACUACCCGGUCUUCCAGAACUGCCCGGUACCGGACUGCUCUCGCAAGGACAACAAUGGCUUCCCGCGACGUGACCACCUCGUCGAGCACCUACGCUCGUUCCACCACAUGGAUGUGCCGAAGCGACGCGCGGCGAAGCGACUGAGGACUGUUUAA